AUGGCAGAAAGGCCCGAACCCCUAUCACAGGACACAAAUGGCGUCAUGCAACAGGUCGUUCGACUGCCUCGGCUCGUCUCUCGAUUGCAAUGGCAUCUUCGUGCUGCUCUCCAGACAGGGCAGGAGGAUGUCGACUAUUCCGGAAGGCUAAACGGCGCCGUCUGCGCUAUCUGCGUUAUCAGCGGUGGAUGCCCGACAAAGUGCUGUGUACGAGAAGGCAUCACGUACUCGUAUGGAUCAGGACCUGUGCAACGGCGGGCUUUCCUGCUUUCAGCGGCCUUGGCGAAACAGGCCCCGGUCUGGUGGACGCCCGUCUGCCGCUCCGGAUUGGCUGUCCGCAGGCGCUCUGCAUAUCGGCAUCGUAUCCCCAUCAAGAGCGACAGGGGGGCAGUGCUGCUAUGUAUGCAGACGUUCUGGAAGAACGGACGGACGUGGGUUUGCAAGAGGUGA
This is a messenger RNA of Grosmannia clavigera kw1407, 450 nucleotides long. RefSeq lists its product as uncharacterized. The record is from RefSeq and is a predicted model, not a curated record. The coding region runs from base 1 to 450 and encodes 149 amino acids. The transcript has a single exon. NCBI's taxonomy places the organism in Eukaryota, Fungi, Ascomycota, Sordariomycetes, Ophiostomatales, Ophiostomataceae.